Messenger RNA from Uloborus diversus, 5773 nucleotides. Its product is annotated as AT-rich interactive domain-containing protein 2-like. Gene Ontology annotation, biological process: regulation of DNA-templated transcription. NCBI's taxonomy places the organism in Eukaryota, Metazoa, Arthropoda, Arachnida, Araneae, Uloboridae. Gene Ontology annotation, molecular function: DNA binding. Gene Ontology annotation, cellular component: SWI/SNF superfamily-type complex. The record is from RefSeq and is a predicted model, not a curated record.
CAGUUUUGCAUUUACUGAAAGUUUUUAUCAUGGAGAAACUGCACAAGGAACCGGAUGUUAGUAGGCAAGAUUAUUAUGCGUUUGUUAACGAGUUGAAACUCUUCCAUCAAAACAGAGGAACACCUUUUCGUCAUCUUCCUAAGAUCAAUGGCCGGGAAAUUGACUUACAGAAACUCUACAACCAAGUUACGGCCCUAGGAGGCCUGCAAAAGGUAAUAGAACAUCAGAAAUGGGAUUCUGUAGCAGAAGUUUUAAAGUUACCGAAAGCUUGUGCAAAUUUUGCACUAAGUUUGAGACAGAUUUAUAUAAGAUUUUUAGGUCAUUAUGAGAAAAUACAUUUCAUGGGGGAAGAGCCUGACCAUGAUAAAAAUCAAUCCUCAGAAUCUCACAGCAGAAAAUUGCAGCUUACACUCUUUCAUCAAGUUCCCAUGGUUUAUAAUGCCUUGCAACAUGAAGUAACCGAUGCAUCACGAUCUACAUCAGGACUGAAUCAAGUAUUUACCAACCCAACUGAUUAUGAUAAGUUGUGCAUGUCUUUGUUAUGUGGUCUUCCAAAUGAACAAGAACUGGCUCUUAACGUUUGUACAAUAUUAUCCAAUGAAGGAAAUUACAUGCUACAUUUAGAGCAAGCUCCCAAACUUGUUGAUCUUCUUAUAGCACAAGCUGGUGUUUGGAGACUAGAUGAUGACUCUUUCAAAAUGUUGUAUUUAGAAAGCUGGAAGGAUCUUAAGGGUAGAAAUAUGCAUCGGUUUUGGCGAAGCACACUUGAUGUACAAAAUUUACAAUUAGUGCAAUUACUUGGUUUAGAUUUAGGUGAAAAGGAUCCAGAUGAAACAAUCUUGAAUGUAGAAAGUGAUUUAGGUGCUCUGAAUGUCGAAGGUCAAAGAGUAUUAAGGGUUGCCCUAAUUUUACAUAAUUUAUCAUUCGAAAAGAACAAUGUUCCUGUUUUAGUUGGUAACUCAAACUUCAUAAGAUUUCUUUUAUUGUGUAUACAUUCAUCCUGGGCGAAUCUUAGGCAGACUGCUUAUGAUACCUUAUCUAACUUAGCAUCUGAAAUAAAAUUAUCCAUUGAAAAAGAUCUCUGUUCUCGAAUUAUGUUUCAAGCUGUGAUGGAUGGUAUUAUCUCAUCUGACAGAUAUAUGAAUAUUAGGUCCAUGGAUAUUUUAGCGCAGUUGUGUAGUUUUGAACCAAAUGAAGAUAUUAUACCAUCUCGGCUAGAUGUAGAGGUUUACCAGCAAAUGGUGUCCUUUCUUACCAUUCAUGAUGUGAUGUUGCUAUUCUACACCCUUGAAGCAUUAUAUGCUUUGUCAGAUCUUGGAAGAUAUGCUUGUGACAAAAUUGUAAUUGUCCAUCGAUGCAUAGGUGCUUUAGUCAGUUUGUUAACAUUAGAACCUAAUCAAUAUGGUCCAUCUGGACAAAUCAAAAUGAAAAUAGUUGAAACUUUGGUGCCUGCAGAAUCAGAUGGAGAACAAGAAGAAAAACCAGCAGCUACAGAACAAGCAACAUCCAGUGCUUCAUCAAAUGGUGAUACAGAUUCUGAAACAUUUGCGUGUAAUUGGUUAAAAUCUGCAUAUGAAGUUUCUGCUGGGAGUACUAUAUCCCGAAAUGAUAUCUACGCAGAUUAUGUCAGUUAUUGUGCAAAGUCGGGUAGGAAAGGAGUAGUGAAUGCAAAUAUAUUUGCAAGCUGCGUUAAGAACACUUUUCCUCAAUGUGGUUUAAAGAAAAUAGAGUCUGGAAGUGGAGUAAUAACUUUUCAUCAUGAUGGUUUAAAGAGGAAAAAGGUUCUAACGACACAGACUGGACCACCUAAUUUGAAAUCUGUUAAUAAUUCAAGUCCUUUGAAAAAAGUUCCUCCUACUUCUCCAGCCUCAUGUAAACCUGGUCAAAAAUCUUCUCACAGCCCUAUACUAAAUGCUCAGCUCUCAGCUCCUCCCAGAAGUGGUGUUUCCUCUCCUCCACUGAAAAGGCCUCAAGUGAAUGUAGCAAAUGGUCAAAAGUAUCCUACAUCUACAACAUCCACUCCUACUACUUCUGGCUCCAGCACAUUAAUCAAAAGUCUUCUGGCAAACAAAGUACAGCAAAGGAAUCUUCAGCGGCAGGUUGUUCCUCAAAAUGUUUCAAAAAUGGUUAUAUAUUCACCUGAAAAAGUGACACCUCUUAGUCAGGGAAUAAUUAGUUCGCCUACAGCUGUUGUGCGAUGUGUAAGGCCUGGUGGUUUGUCUCAAGUAAAUUUUGGCACGCAAAUAAGGACACCUAUUCAGGCACGUUUAGUUCCAAACAAAGGCAGAUUAAUUACUGCAGCUUCUCCUAGAGUCAUAAAAUCUAAUCCUAUUGUGUCUCCAAAGAUGCAAGCUAAAGUGGUGAAGCAAGCUGUGAUCAGUACUGCUACUUCUGCUCGCUUAAAUGGUGUUCAGAGGGAUGUUCAAAUGGAGGUUUGCAACCAAGAUGAAGAUUCCAGGAGCAUAGGAGAAUCAACAUACACUGAAAUUACCCAAAUGAACUGCUUACAGAAUCAUAUUUCUAAUGAUUCUCUGAUUGAUGCUAAAGACUCCUCUUCUUGUGAUGGUGAUAGUUUAUUAUCUUCAAAAGAUAUAGAUAUAAAUAGUGAUAGUGAUAAAAAUAUAUUAAUUUCUCAAAUUCCUGAAAAUACAAUAACUUACAGGCUUGCAACUCCUAAUGAACUGCCUACAUCUCCUAAUAAUCUCUUACUUGUAAGAUCAAAGUCAUCAAGUGAUGGGCUUUCGCCUCCAAAAGAACAAAAUGGUUCAGCCAUGACCUUUGUAAAUAGUACAAUACAAGUCACAGGUCUCUCACUUGUUACACAGUCUUUGAUUCAGCCAAAGAUUCUUUCUUCAUCUUCUAGUAUUUUAAAAUCUGUUUUGGGGGACCUUGACUCACAAACUGAUGAGUUAACAAAGCAACAGCAAAUACAAAAGGACAAAAUUUGCAAAAGAGCUCCUUUGUUAAAUGGUCUACUUGAUAAAGGCAAAGUUCCUUUGCCUGGGGAGGUGCAGUCAUCAACAUUACUUCAAAAUGGAAAUAAGCUUGGCAGUUCUGGAAUUGAAUUGUGUAGUGAUGAAAACAAAUCUUCCACAUCUUUUGUGCAAUCAUCAACAUUAAACUCUGCUGUUAUACCAGUAUCAUCAUUAAAUUCUGUUGUUUCAGCAACUUCAUUAAAUUCAUUUGUUAUACCUGCAUCAUCAUUAAACUCUGUUAUCAUACCUGCAUCUUCAUUAUCUUCAGCCAUUGUACCAACUUUAAACUCUGCUGUAACAUAUGUAUCUACUUUAAACUCAUCUGUGUCACCUGUCUCUGUGUUAAAUUCUGCAAUUUUACCUACAACAACAUUUCAUUCAAAUGGGGACAAUCUUAUGCAAAUAUGUACAGGUCAAACAACUCUUUCAGGCACAAUUGAAGUGCAACCUGAUCAAAAAGGUGUGGUCAGACUUCACAUUGAAAGCCCAGAAAAUUCUAAUCAGGGAUCAGAUUUAUCUUCAAUAUCAGACAUUGCUCGAACAUUAGAAUGUGCAUCAAAAGCAAUAUCAAGAACAAAUGCUGAAUGUAACACACAAGUGCCUUAUUGUGGCACUUGUGAGACAACAGCAACUGUUACUGUUAUUACAACAAACACUUCAACUUUAGCAAGGACAGGUCAACAAAUAAUUGUUGUUACUCCUGCAUUAAAUCAACCGCAGUUACAUAUACAGUCACCUAAUAUUAAGUUUCGCAUUUUGCACAGUUUACCUAAAGUUGAAGAGUCUGUUGAUCUAAUAGGUUUUCCAAGGGUUAACGUUAAUCAACUAAACCAGGCACGGCAACCUGCUCCUGAAACUCCCUCCAAUUCUACUGCCAAUUUGAAAAGGCCGUCCAGUGAUAUUACAACAUGUGUUAACGCAGAUGUUAAAAAACCUCGUAUUGAUACAAAAACUCCGCUAUUAGAAGCCACUCUUAGACUGCCCACCCCAGUGCCAUGUACUGUUGCAACAUCUAGUGUCAAUGCCAAACCAUUCCAUGAAACUCAAUCAUUUUUAAUGAAAUCAUCUCAAAUAGAAAACCUUGGGUCGACACCAAAAUUAACUACUGCAAAGGCUGUUGCUGUGCCUGUCCAAAAUAUUGACUUUCCUAAUGAGAGGGAAGCAAAAACUUUUUCCGGAUUAUCUUCAGCAAGUGAUAAUCCAUCACUUAGUGCACCUCCUCAAGUACCUCCAAGAUCUUUGUCUUCAACUAAGUUAGAGUACAUUUGUGAAUGGAAGGAGUGUGGAUUGAAGUUUGCUAAUCCUGGUUCUGUGUUUCUUCAUGCAAGUAAAAUUCAUGCCCCUUUGUGCAAUGAUGACAUGAUCUGUUUAUGGGAAGGUUGUGACUCAAUGAAAAGGAGGCGAUUUUCAUUACUUACUCAUUUACAGGACUGGCAUUGCAAUGAAAGGGUUCUGCAUACGCAAGCUUUGCGGAGGAAACAAAUAUCUCAGCAAGGCAAAACGUCCAUAGCACCUCCACAAAUGCCUCCACCACAUCCUGGAUAUGCCCCUGAUGCUGCUCUUUUGGCAAUUAGGCGGCAUGCUCUUCAGUAUAUCAAUCCUAAAGAACUUUCUGAAGAGAAAGAAAGUGCUUUGACUAAAAGCAUUCGUUUAACAAGUGCCCUCAUUUUAAGGAAUUUAGUGACUCACAGUUCCCUGGCAAGGACGUAUGUGAGGAGAUUUGAACCAGAAUUAGCAUACCUUGCCAUGUCUCCUGUUGAAUCAGCAAGAACAAUAGCACAGUGCCUAUCCCAACUAUCUAGGCCUCAUGAUUGAAAAUCAAUUCCAUAAUGUUAUUCCUCCUUGUGCCAUGCAGUCUUUCUUCUAACUGGUGGAUGAAAGCACUUAGUUCGAUGAUACUCAGUGUAGAUACUCCCUUUGUGAAGAGCAACAUCUUGGCAUAUCAUGUGCAAAAUGCAAUGGUGAUCAAUGCUACUACAAAGGUUAAAUUUGAAAAUGAAUUUGUCACAGAGUAUUUAAUGUUCUAUCAUUGUAUUUAAAGAUCAUCAAGUUGUACACAAGACCUUUCCUAUAUUUUGAGUUUAAAAUGCCUGUGGGCUUUAAAGUGUGAAUUUUAUAUAGACUUAUAGAAAGAUUCUUAUAUUGUUGAAAAUGAGAGGUGUACUGAAUCAAAUUUGUCUGCUUAAUGAGUGCGAUGAUUUUAAACAUUAAAAAUGUAUCAGGACCAAAACUCCAGGCAAAUCGCAACAUAGUUGUUGAUUGUAACUGAAGUGUUUUACUGAAGUAUAUUUCAUUAUGGUCUUACUAGUAAGAUCAAUGUAUUUAAAUGAUUUUAGGUGCUGCUACUGUACCAUGUACAUUACAAAUGAAUAAUACUCGCCAUUUUCACCCUAGAAGGAAAUUUCACCCUGUGAAUAUCAUAAAAAAAGCGAAGCCAUUCUUUCAAUAAAGCAUUUUGAUUGAAAUACAUGCAUUGGCAUUCCACAUUAUUCAUGUUUCAUUAUUUAAGUUUUAUUUUUUUAGUGUUCAUUUAAAAUCUAUUUAUUAGUAUUUGUAAAAUAAUCAUUGCAAAAAUUUCUUUUAACUCGACAUUUUAUGUUUAUUUCAUUUGAAAAUACACAUUUUGCAGCGCAUCUUGAAAAUCCAAAACCAAGCUUUAUCAGUGGGCUUUCACGGCAGAUCAUUGUCUAUUUAAAACAACUUGUUCAUAAGAACUUUGCAUUUUAUGAUUGUCAUUUUUUAUGAAGCUGGAAGAAUUGCAGCUUGUCUGUUUUAAUGUGUAAUGUUCGAAAUAAACA